Molecule: messenger RNA, 7256 nt
Organism: Leucoraja erinaceus (little skate)
Lineage: Eukaryota; Metazoa; Chordata; Chondrichthyes; Rajiformes; Rajidae
Product: A disintegrin and metalloproteinase with thrombospondin motifs 16-like
Exons: 23
Coding region: 2286-6017 (1243 amino acids)
Biological process (GO): proteolysis; extracellular matrix organization
Cellular component (GO): extracellular matrix
Molecular function (GO): metalloendopeptidase activity
Source: RefSeq, a predicted model, not a curated record
UUGACACAGAAGUACCGUGGCUGAACCUGGUUUGGUCAAUUGUAACACUCAGGAUGUGACUGGUGGGGAGAACUCGGCACUGAGAAUGCCAUUGACUGCUAAGAGCCAGUGUUUCCACCUCUCUUGUUGAAGGUUGUCACUCCCUGGCACCUUUAUAGUGUGAAUAGACUUCUACUAAUUAGCACACACCUGAAUGCUAUCUACAUCUUGCUGCAUAUAAGUAUCAGGACUGCCUCAUUUAUUCACUAAUUGCAGAUGGAAUUACACAAUCAUCGAUAGUUGAAUAGAUGCACUAGAGAUUACUUCUCAAAAUAUUGCCACCAACCGCCUUCUGUGUACAUGAGUCACCAGAUUAAAGCUUUGCUGUUCAUUAAUCAGUCAGAGGUUGAAAUUGUUAUCGAGCCACCACAAAAAUGACAAUGUUUUUAAAAUAGUAUCUCAAAGAAAGAUUUGUUUUCACCCCAAGGCAUUCAGCUGAAAAGUAAUCAGAUGUGAAAUCUUUUAACUCUUCCCAAAUGUUGCAGAGGACCAUAUUUUAUUUUCCAAGUCUGAGUGAAAUGUGUGCACCAAUUCCAUGGACAGGCGUUCAAGUCAAGUGUUUUAUUGUCAUCUGUCCCAGAACAAUGAAAUUCUUGCUUACUUACAUACAUUCAGUUGAGGGUGGUGAUAAUGUGCUACAAGGGAAUGUAAGGAUCUGCCUAUACGGAUUCUCUGGAACAAAUGAGAUAGGAGAGAUUUAAAGUAAGUUACUGGGAUAUCAUAAGGAUAGAGAGAGGGAAUUAAAUAAAAAGUAAGUAAAUUUCACACAUCUUGAGAUAAAAUGGAUUAUUUCUUUCAACCCAGAUUUACAGUUCUAUUUUCUCUUGGAUAAAGUGAAUAAAUGCAAGUGAGAGCAAAAGAAUGAGCGAGUACAUGAGUCUUGUGGGCAUGCUUGAAUAAGAGGGCACAAAUGAGUGUUGGAGAACGAUACAGAGUUUAUGUCAGUGUGUUAAACUAAGUGAAUACAAAAGUAAAAUGGGUGAAGAAUGUGCAAACCAUUGAGAGAGAGAGAGAGAGAACAAAGUGAAUGAGGGAUAGUGUGAUUGCUUGAAAGAUUAAAAGGAUUGUGAAAAUACAAGAAUGUGAAUCUGAAGGAGCUGGACUAAGUUCAAUACUGUCAACAGGUAAUGAUGCAAGCAACUGAGUGAUGUUUAUGAGGAACGGAUCUCGGAGAGAAGUUUGUGAAUACGAAAGUGAAUAUGAACUAGCAAAAGGAGGAACAUGACAGUGAAUUAGUGCUUGUGGAAGCCAAUGAAAUUAUUUUAGGCUUGUUAUUACUGAGUAAAAUAUGACAGCCACUGAAUUGAAUUUAAUGUAUUUAAUGCGCUUAAUACGGUUUUUUAAUCUUAUGAACCAGCACAUUGCACAUUUUAUCCCAAAGGUGUGGGACUCUGGGUGCGUAGAAAUAGUUUUCAUUGACUAGGACUAUCAUCUUCAUCUGCAUGUAUGCACAUAGAUACGCGGGCUCACACACAUAGCCAAAGGUACGGAUAUAAAAUGACAUACAAAGGCACAGAGACAAAUACAUAUACAACGCAUACAAAAAUAGAUAGUCACGCAGACAUUAAGGCACACAGACAAGACUUGGACAACACACAUUUGCACACAGACAGAUAGAAAGGUAUACACGUAUAAAUACUCUCACGCCCCUAAGGACGGAAUGAUUGACGGCGCGACGCUAGGAAGAGAGUUCUCACAAAGCCGCAUGUGUGUGCGAGAGAGAGGGAGGAAGUUAGGACACCGACACUGGUGCUCAGUCAGUUUAGUGCUGCAGACAGUGCACAGGCAACACAUUGCAGAAGAAGGGAAUUAGCAACAGCGAGACUUUGAGCACUACUUGCAAACUUAACAACUGCAGACAGAAACAGAGACGAGUUGUUGCAGCUCACAGGACGGCGAGUGUGGACUCUACUUCAGUGCUGCAAGCCGCCAGACAGAGGGGGAGCGAGCAGAGCAGAGCCGGCUCCUGCACCCCGGCUCAUUGCGGACGGACGGCGGCUGGAGGUGGCGCUUGCAGCCGGGGUGUUGGUGACCGGCCAAGGCAUCUCUUCUUCCCCAUGUACCUGUCAGCACCAGCCGGCUUCCUCCUGCGUUACAGCCCUAUCGGGAAACUCGGGGGGUUGGCAAGCAAGCCUUCUAUCUAUUGAAGUUAAUAUUAUUCCUCCUCCCCAAAUGAAAACCAUAUCAGGGGGCAACAUUUAAAAGAACACUUUCUUUAUUCCCUUUUGGUGAUAGCACACACAGAAAUGCAGGUCCUGGAGGUUACAAUGGGCUCGUUGCCGGUUACUGACAGAGAGUCGUUCUACAGAAGAGUGCUUGCAGUUUCCUACCUUCUGCUACUGAUGGGACUUAUCAAGAGCGACUGCGCUGUUGAGGCGACCCGUGUCGCUGGAAGCGAGAGGACAGUCCAUCAGGUGUCACCGUUGGAGCCGCCGGUGUUGGGUUACAAUAGCGAUUAUCAAAUUGUGACUCCGUAUGAGGCUGACAGCAGUGGCGAUUACAUCUCUCACAUGGUAAUCCAUCAGCAACGAAAGAAGCGGUCGACUUAUCUUGGUGGUGAAUCUCUUUACUUCAAACUCAAUGGAUUUGGUCAGGAAUUUCAUGUGGAGCUAAGGACUUCAGAAGGCCUAAUUCCUCCUGGAUUUAUGGUUCAGACUUUUGGGAAACGAGGCUUGAAAUCCGUGGAGCAUUAUCAACCAGAGGAGCUGUGCUUCUACCAAGGCGCUCUAAUGUCGCACAACAACUCUUCAGUGGCACUUUCCACAUGCAAAGGCUUGUCUGGUUUGAUAAGGACCGAAGAAGCCGAUUACUUUUUGACUCCACUACCUCAGCACCUUGCACUUAAGCACAAUUACACAGCGCCUGAUGGGCACCAGCCGCAUGUCCUCUACAAGAGAUCUGCAGAGCCCAAAGUGCCUUUUCUGUAUAACGAGAUUUCCAUGCAGCAGAGGCCACAGGCAAUUGAACAAAAUGACCAUAAACAUCACCAGCAACAUCGGCACCGUAAUGACUACAAGCACGGACAGCUACAAAAGCAACACUACUGCGGAAGACGCAAGAAAUAUAUGCCUAAACCUCCAGGAGCAGAUAUGUAUAUUUUACCAGACGAGUAUGGACGCCUGCCCAGAAUCAAACGUUCCUUGUUUAAGAUGCGUAAAAAUCAAAAGCUCAAUGUGGAAACCCUGGUUGUGGUAGACAAGAAAAUGAUUGAGAACCAUGGCAAUGAAAAUAUCACCACUUAUGUCUUAACUAUACUAAAUAUGGUAUCCACCCUGUUCAAAGAUGGUACAAUUGGAGGCAACAUAAAUAUUGUGAUAGUUGGGAUUGUCCUCCUGGAAGAUGAUCAGCCGGGUCUUUUAAUAAACCACCAUGCAGACCGCACUUUGAACAGCUUCUGUCAGUGGCAGUCGGGAUUGGUGAGCAAGGAGGGUAAUCGUCAUGAUCAUGCCAUUCUGUUGACAGGCCUUGACAUUUGUUCUUGGAAGAAUGAGCCCUGUGAUACUUUAGGUUUUGCACCCAUCAGUGGGAUGUGCAGCAAAUACCGCAGUUGUACGGUCAAUGAAGAUACGGGAUUAGGACUGGCAUUCACAAUUGCUCAUGAGUCUGGGCACAACUUUGGCAUGAUUCAUGAUGGAGAAGGGAAUGUAUGCAAGAAGUCCGAGGGUAACAUCAUGUCACCAACACUUGCUGGUCACAACGGAGUCUUCUCAUGGUCAGCCUGCAGUCGACAAUAUCUUUACAGGUUUCUGAGUUCUUCCCAGGCAACUUGUCUUGCUGAUGAACCAAAGCCAACAAAGGAGUACAGAUACCCGGACAAGCUGCCAGGAGAGCUCUAUGAUGCUGACACACAAUGCAAGUGGCAGUUUGGGGAGAAGGCCAAAUUGUGCAGACUGGAUUUUAAAAAGGACAUUUGUAAAGCACUUUGGUGUCACAGAAUUGGCCGAAGAUGUGAAACAAAAUUCAUGCCGGCUGCUGAGGGAACCAUUUGUGGGCUCGACAGGUGGUGCCGUCUUGGACAAUGUGUGAAGCACGGGGAUUCGGGGCCAAAACCAAUAAACGGGCGCUGGUCAAACUGGUCCAUGUGGUCACCUUGUUCAAGGAGCUGUGGAGGAGGAGUGAUGAGCAGAGAACGUCACUGCACAAGUCCAAGGCCCCAGUAUGGAGGAAAAUUCUGUGAUGGUGGCACUCGUAUGUACAAGCUCUGCAAUAAUCAAAAUUGCCCCAAUAAUAGUGUGGACUUCAGAUCGCAGCAAUGUGCUGAAUACAAUAGCAAGCCAUUUCGAGGGUGGUACUAUAGUUGGAAGCCAUAUGUGCAUGUUGAAGACCACGAUCUUUGCAAACUCUACUGUGCUGCAGAAGACUUUGACUUCUUCUUUGCUCUUUCAAGUAAAGUCAAAGAUGGAACACCAUGCUCAGAGGAAAGAUCUGAUGUGUGUAUAGAUGGCAUAUGCGAGGCCGUUGGAUGUGACCGUGUUCUCGGUUCUAAAAUUGAGCCAGAUGCUUGUGGUGUCUGCAAAGGGAACAACUCCACGUGUAAAAUCUUCAAGGGUCAAUACACCAAACAGCACUAUGUAAACCAAUAUUAUACGGUAAUCACCAUACCUGCGGGAGCACGUAGCAUUCAUGUGCAUGAACUAAACAUUUCCAAUGCUUACAUCGCCAUUAGAAACCUACAGCAGAAAUACUAUCUCAAUGGCCAUUGGACUCUUGACUGGCCUGGGCGACAUCGGUUUUCUGGGGCGAUAUUUGACUAUAAAAGGCCGUACAAUCGACAGGAAAGCCUUUCUGCCACUGGCCCCACUAAUGAAACAUUGGUGGUAGAGAUGCUACUACAAGGCAAAAAUCCAGGGAUUGGAUGGGAAUUUGCCUUGCCAAAGUCAGGGAUCGAGAAUAAAGCAGCUGCAAAACACAAUUACACAUGGGCCAUUGUUCGUUCUGAAUGCUCUGUGUCGUGUGGAGGAGGUCAGAUGACCACAAGGGUGGCGUGUUACCGUGAUCUCCGCGCACAAGUGAACCUCUCCUUCUGCAACUCAAGGAGUCGGCCUGCCACUGGAGUAACCUCUUGUAACCUCCAGGCUUGCCCUGCAAGCUGGGCUGUUGGCGAUUGGGGAGAAUGCAGCCAAACGUGUGGCAGAGGGGAGCAGCACAGGCAGGUCCGCUGCACUCGAAGAGUUGCUUACAAUAAGCUUGAAGAUGUGCACCAGAUGUUAUGCCCAUUUCCGAUGCCGAUGCAAAAGCAAGUGUGUAACGUCCACAACUGUCCACCAGCAUGGAGUGUAGGAGCCUGGUCUGAGUGUUCCCGGACAUGUGGGAAAGGGUGGAGGAAGAGGAGUGUUGUUUGCAAGAGCACAUAUUCUACUGCGGGUACACAGAUUCUACACGGCAGUUCCUGCAAAGCACAGCCGAAACCCAAGAGCCAGGAAACCUGCCUGCUGAAGCGUUGUCAUAAGCAUCGCAAAAUGCAGUGGUUUAUAUCUACAUGGACUGAGUGUUCUGUAACUUGCGGUAAAGGGAUUCAGAAGAGACACUUGAAGUGUGCAGACAAAGACACUUCUGGAAAGUACAAAGAGUUUGCUUACAAAAGAUGUAAUCACUUGCCAAGACCCAAUCUAGAGCUGGAGAGAGCCUGUGUUGUACGAGUGUGUCCAAAACCACCAAACGAGAUCGCUUUCAGCAACGCACUGACCAGCUGGUACGCCUCGUCCUGGUCUCAGUGCUCCGUUAGCUGCGGGGGAGGGGUGCGGGCUCGUGCAGUACACUGUCUUGCGUAUGGCAGACCCACCUCAGGCUGUCUUCUGCAUCAGAAACCAGCCACAACAGAAGCCUGCAACACCAAUUUCUGUCCUGUACCCGAAAAGAAAGAUGUUUUUUGCAAAGAUUAUUUCAACUGGUGUUACCUGGUACCACAGCACGGUGUGUGCAAUCACAAGUUCUACGGCCAGCAAUGUUGUAAAUCAUGCUCCAAGUCUAAUAUAUAAAAGAACAUGAAUCAAUGGAAUUUUCAUAUGAACAAGCUGCAGAUUUUAAUUUGUGUUGCCUCGGAUGGCUGAAGAAAUCAAGACCAUCAAGACUUAAACUUGCACAUGAGACAUGGCAUCAUUCUGCUCAUCAAUUAGUGGGGUAAAAGACAGUUUUUGCUUUAAAUACUUUACCACCACCAGAUCAGUGUAAUGUUUGCAGCCCUGUCCAUAUUGGAUCCUCGGAUUCCCACAUAACAGUGAACAUAACUGUACAGUAUCAAGGACUUCGAUGAAUGAAUGGAAGAUAUUACCAGCUAAAACUUUUCAUUGACCUGUAAAAUGUGGCCAUGUGUAACAAAUUGAACAAAGACUUUGAAAACCAGAAGACAAUUAACAACAUACCAUGCAAAUGCAGGCAGAGAACAGAGUGGGUUGGAGGAGUGCAGUGGGAUUGGAAAGAUAGGUGAAGUGAAUUUUUCCCAGCUUAUUUAUUUUACCUCAUUUAGAUCAACUGAUGACCAUUAAUGAAAACACACUGUGCUAAACUAAAACUACUGUAGCUAUUAUGCCAUUGUAGUGAGCCCUAUACCCACUGAUUUCACAAAGUGUUGGCCUUUAACUGAUUCAAUGGUGCUAUUUUUUUUUUUUUAAAGACCAGUAAGCACAUGUAGCUGUUAAUUAUCAAAUCAAACUCUCAAAAUAUUUACUUCUGUAGAAGCAGAUACAAAUGGUCUAUUUUGAGAGAAGGGAUAAUAAUUACACAAGCUCAUCACAGGACUUAAGGUAUUUUAUUUAUUUAUCAAAGUGAUAGGUCUUUUUAGAACUGGUCAUUGUUAUUGAAAAUGAAGUUCCACUCUGUGCACUACAGCUAAAUGUAUGCCAUAAUUGAGAGCCAGAGACUGACUUUAAUCUGUGUCACUCUUUUUAAAGUAUCAUUCAUUAUAGUACUUUCACAUUAUUAUUGUUGAGCUUCAUGGUACCACUAAAUUAACAAUGGUGCUUUCAAUUGCAACCCUAGUAUAAUUUUUUUAAAGCAAAAGUUCUAAUUUAUUUACAAUUAUCUUGCAAAAUUGUUGAUAUCUUUGCCUUUUGAAAGGAAAGCAAUGCAUGGUUUAAAUAAUCAGAAUUGUUGAAGUACCAUUGUUACUUUAAACUUUAUGCAAUUCUGUGCAGAAAUACUGUAAAAGUUUUUCACCCAGCUGUGAGAAAAAUAUUUAUGUUUUUAUGGAGUUUUGUAAUAAAAUUUCACUAAAAAUG